Hyaloscypha bicolor E is the source of this 2101-nucleotide messenger RNA. Its product is annotated as HET-domain-containing protein. Lineage: Eukaryota; Fungi; Ascomycota; Leotiomycetes; Helotiales; Hyaloscyphaceae. The transcript has 3 exons. The record is from RefSeq and is a predicted model, not a curated record. The coding region runs from base 234 to 2027 and encodes 597 amino acids.
UGUGCUUCGUAAAUUGGCGCUGGCACGUCUGAUCCUUACGGCUUUCCAUACACGUAACCUCAACAUUUGGAGCGCUGCGGCUGAGGAAGAGCAAUAUUUUCACUGUUUUAACCAGAAAUUUCGAAAAAGCAACCUAAACGCUUAAUCAAUCUUUCUCGGAAGAUACUUACCCGUCUGAACAAAAUACCUAGAGCAGGUACCCGGGCCAUUACCGGUAGGGAAGUAGGGACUAUAUGGAAGAAGAUCGGUGCCCAGUCUGCUCAAAACUUCCCCUAGACGGGCCAGCCUUGGGCAUUGAAGCUCCCCCGAUCAAGUACGAUCUUAAUCAUGACCAAGCUGUGUUCAACGCGUACAAAGGGGAUUGUUGCCUGUACAGAUUAGUACGAGACCUGCAUCGAAUCUGGUUAGAGAAGGGCGAAGGGCGUGUACGAAGAUAUCUUUGGUCUUGCCGCGGGCGGACUUGGGACGUUCUUCCUGCUAGCUCCGAGGCGUUCGUGCAUCCGGAUAUUCUCAAUCCUGCUACCAUUUCACGUUUGCGGAAUUGGAUUCAGCGAUGCAAUCAAGAGCACCAAGGCUGCCACAGCGAACAACUUCCGGUUCUACCAACUAGGAUAUUAGAUGUUGGGGACCCGGAGUCUACCGGGAAUGUCAAACUUGUCGAGACGAAUGGGAAACGAGGGCAAUAUGUUGCUCUUAGUCAUUGCUGGGGCGCCUCAAACUCAUUCUUGACAACUCGGGAUACGCUCGAAUCGAUGUACAAUGGAUUCCUCCCCGAUCAAGCGCCUGCUACCUUUCGCGAUGCGAUUGUGCUUACUCGAUGCCUUCGGAUUCGUUACCUGUGGAUUGACUCCCUGUGUAUCAUCCAGAGAGACAAGGAAGAUUGGAAUAGAGAAUCAUCCCGAAUGGGAGAUGUAUAUCGAAAUGCGUAUCUCAUGGUAGCGGCAGCAACCGCCGCCGAUGACACCGAAGGAUUCUUCAAACCCCGGCCCCAAAUCCAGUGCUCGAUGAAAAUCGUCGCGCCGUUAGGCCGGACUGCGAAUGUGUACCUCCGGGAUCAGGCACAUAGUUACGGAGAUUCGAACCUGCCACUGGAUUCCCGCGGAUGGACUUUACAAGAAACGUACUUGAGUCGGCGGCAGCUAAAAUUUCAGGGUAAAAAGAUUACCUGGCAUUGUCAAAGUACCACCUGGGAUGAGUCGGAUCGAGACAGUUUGGACAAGAAGUACCCGUUCCGAUCAGUUACAGAACUAUUCCCGGAGAAGAGUACCCUUUCAAAACACCCUUAUCAAUCGUGGUAUGACAUGAUUGAGGAUUUUGCACAACGGAAAUUCUCCGUCCCAACCGAUCGGCUGCCGGCGCUCUCUGGCAUCGCAACCAUGGUAGCGGCGCAAAAAAACGGGCGAUAUUGCGCAGGACUGUGCUCCUUUGAGUCGUUUCGGCCAGAUUGCUACAUCGCUCCGUCGUGGUCCUGGGCAUCUGUCAAUGGGCCGGUAACCUUCCCCGAUAAUGGUUAUUACCUCAACUCUUGUGGACCAGACUCGCUGGAUUCUGUGACCUUUCAUGACUGUCAAAUCAUCCUCGGAUCGAAUCCGUAUGGUGAGAUCGAGUGCGCGUGGCUCGAGCUUGAGGCUCCUCUCGCACCCCUUUCCAAAGCUACGGACAAGCAUAAGAGAAAUUCCCGAAGUGCAGAUUGGCAUGAAUAUUUCUCUAUCGUGGAUGGGGUGAGUGAAGAGUUGCUGAGUGCGGUAUUCGACGUUAAAGACGGGCUGGUGAUUAAUUUGUUUGCACUAUUUAUGAUGCAUGCCGAAAAGACCGAGGGCGAUUACCACCACAGGCAAAGAAGUGAUGAAGUGAAACUCUCCGGUCUGAUCUUACGGCCAGCUGUUGGCCAGGAGAGAAUUCGUGAUAAGUAUAAGGUGCCAAAGGGGCUUGGGCUCUAUCAACGAGUAGGACUUUUCUACUUGGGAACUCGUCAGGAGAAGGAGGUCUUGGAGAUGGCGCCUGUAACGAAGAUGGUGUUGCUUUGAGAAACGAGAACGAAUCCAUUGUCAGACUGUCCCCAAUUUAUUCGUACAUUUGAAUGUGCCAUAUUCAAAGGGAC